Schistocerca gregaria is the source of this 1414-nucleotide messenger RNA. RefSeq lists its product as uncharacterized. The transcript has 9 exons. The record is from RefSeq and is a predicted model, not a curated record. The coding region runs from base 11 to 1414 and encodes 467 amino acids. Lineage: Eukaryota; Metazoa; Arthropoda; Insecta; Orthoptera; Acrididae.
CAUUAACGAAAUGGAGGUGCAGUUGGAGGUGUUGUCUGUAUGUACAAACAUGAGUAUAUUCGAUCCAGAUAGUAUACAUGCAACGAAGUUUUACUGUCAUUUGCACCAGUUACUGCGGAUUUUUGUGGCAGCACCAAGAUCAAAAAUUGUGUGGAAUUCAGUAUCAGUCUUGCAGCAAGCCACUCAAAAUCCAGCUGCUAAGACAGCAUUACUUCAUGUACAUCGCUUUGCAAGUGUACUUGGACGUCUUCUUGUUGCUGGUGCUGCAACAUUGUUAAUUCAACAGAAGAUACAACUUUUGAAACUGCUGCAGGAAUUAACAUAUGACAUAGAAGUCACAUGGCAAGAGGCCUUAAUACCAGGUCUUAUACAUACACUGGUUUUAUGGGUAUGUGGUACUACUUCUGCAGAUGAUGGAAGCCAAGAACUUGUUGGCCCUUCUCUUGGUGUCCUUGUAAAUCUCUGCCAUAAAAAUUUGGUAGGAUUUUGCAUUCUGGCACAUUGCGUUGAUACUAGAGACUUCCUAAAAAUUGUCACGCGUAUGUCUAUGUCCAAUUGUGAUACACAUCUGAGUAUCCAGGCUUUCAAGAUGAUGAGAAUUUUGAGGGCUAAUGACAUACCAGAAGUAGAGAUUCUCAGCUUUUGCAAGUCAUCAUUUAAAACAGCCCUUGAUGCUCUUCAGAAUGGAGAGAUAUUUGUGCUAAGACAGACUGUUGACUUCUGUGUAGAACUUUUCACAGAAACUGACUCAAAGGAUGUAAUAAUCCAUAAGUAUAAAAGCUUGCGGUUGGAUAUUCAGGAUCUUUUGAAUCAAAUGUCUGAUGGAAAGCAGCCAAGCAGUAUUGCAUUAUGCUUAGAACUUCUUGCAGCUGUUGCCGCAAUGGGUGCGAAGGCAGUUAGAGCUCAGUUUGCUGCUAUGGUUGGAUUAGCACUACGGUGGAUUCAUAUCCAAACAGUAUCUACCAGUGCCUUGUGUGUACUGCAUGCUAUUAUAAUGGAAAUUUGGCCUGAUCAGGACACUACUUACAGUAUCACAGAUGAAAAAAUGGACACAAAUGACAGUGCUGGAAAAGAUGAAACUGAUUUGGAGCAACUCACUUCAUCGACUGUUCUGGAGGAAACUGUACUUGAACAACUUGAAACAGGAUUACUGGUUCUAGUAUCUAUGCUAGAAGAAAUCAAUUUCAUGAAGAUGAUGCAGGCAACAGAUAUCCAGAAAUGUUGUACAAACCUUUUGCAAAUAUUUCAAAAAUUAAUUAAUGUCUCAAGGAAACUGAGAGAACAGAUCCUAUCAGCAAUGUGUCCUGAACACAUUGUUUCACUUUUCAGGCCCCUUUUUGAUAAUAUUGAGUGUGUUGAAGGAAAAAUUGUUUUCCAAGGAGAAAUUGUUUCCCUGUUUGUUGAGUCUGGCUGA